Molecule: messenger RNA, 386 nt
Organism: Plasmodium reichenowi
Lineage: Eukaryota; Apicomplexa; Aconoidasida; Haemosporida; Plasmodiidae
Product: membrane associated histidine-rich protein
Exons: 2
Source: RefSeq, a predicted model, not a curated record
UUGGAUUUGUAUUUUGCCUUUUAUAUCACGCCUUCUUAUAUCACUCAAUCAAGAGUGAACAUAAAGCCAAAAAGUUACAUUUAGAACAAGAAGAACAUGAUGACGACUAUCAUUAUCACCCUGCACCCCAUUUCUACCCAUUUUUUGAUCCCGAAUAUGUACAUGAUCACGAUCAUGAACAUGAACACACACAUGAACCUCAACACGCUCAUGAACAUGACCAUGGACACGACCAUGGACACGAUCACGGACAUGAUCAAGGACAUGAUCAAGGACAUGAACAUGGAGGACAUGUAUGUACAUGCAAAAAUAAAGGGAAUAAGAAACCAGGAGAACCAUGUGAUUGCCAAAAAGCAAAAUUAGAACAAGAAAAAAAAGAUAAAUAA